Molecule: messenger RNA, 1158 nt
Organism: Castor canadensis (American beaver)
Lineage: Eukaryota; Metazoa; Chordata; Mammalia; Rodentia; Castoridae
Gene: Mtch2
Product: mitochondrial carrier 2
Biological process (GO): positive regulation of apoptotic process
Cellular component (GO): membrane; mitochondrion
Source: RefSeq, a predicted model, not a curated record
CGCCGGUGCGUGCGUGCGCGCGCGCCGCGGGCGGGCCAGUGGAGCCGGCGGCCCUGGCACGUGAUCUGGGACCGGCAGUGUCGCUCGGUAGCUCGGUCUGUCUGUCCGUCCGCGGGUGCCAUCAUGGCGGACGCGGCCAGUCAGGUGCUCCUGGGCUCCGGUCUCACCAUCCUGUCCCAGCCGUUCGUGUACGUGAAAGUGCUCAUCCAGGUGGGAUUUGAGCCUCUUCCUCCAACAAUAGGACGAAAUAUUUUUGGGCGGCAAGUAUGUCAGCUUCCUGGUCUCUUUUGUUAUGCUCAGCACAUUGCAAGCAUUGAUGGGAGGCGAGGGUUGUUCACAGGCUUAACUCCAAGACUGUGCUCAGGAGUCCUUGGAACUGUGGUCCAUGGUAAAGUUUUACAGCAUUACCAGGAGUGUGACAAACCUGAGGAUUCAGGAUCUGGAAAUAUACAAAAAGAAGGCUCAUCUUCCUUUGACCGAGUUAUCAAAGAGACAACUCGAGAGAUGAUUGCUCGUUCUGCUGCUACUGUCAUCACACAUCCCUUCCAUGUGAUCACUCUGAGAUCUAUGAUACAAUUCAUUGGCAGAGAAGCCAAAUACUGUGGACUUUGUGACUCCAUAGCAACCAUCUAUCGGGAAGAGGGCGUCCUAGGAUUUUUUGCGGGUCUAAUUCCUCGCCUCCUAGGUGACAUCAUUUCCUUGUGGCUCUGUAACUCACUGGCCUACCUCGUCAAUACCUAUGCACUGGACAGUGGGGUUUCUACCAUGAAUGAGAUGAAAAGUUAUUCCCAAGCUGUCACAGGAUUUUUUGCCAGUAUGUUGACCUAUCCCUUUGUGCUUGUAUCUAAUCUUAUGGCUGUCAACAACUGUGGGCUUGCCGGUGGAUCCCCUCCUUACUCCCCAAUAUAUACUUCUUGGAUAGAUUGCUGGUGCAUGCUACAAAAAGAGGGAAAUAUGAGCCGAGGAAAUAGCUUGUUUUUCCGGAAGGUUCCCUUUGGGAAGACUUAUUGUUGUGACCUGAGGAUGUUAAUUUGAAGAUAUGGGGCAGGGACAGUGACAUUUCUGUAGUCCCAAAUGCACAGAAUUAUGGGAGAGAAUGUUGAUUUCUAUACAGUGUGAUGCGCUUUUUUAAUAAUCAUUUAAUCUUGGGAAAAUGGA